Molecule: messenger RNA, 1526 nt
Organism: Sycon ciliatum
Lineage: Eukaryota; Metazoa; Porifera; Calcarea; Leucosolenida; Sycettidae
Product: nicotinamide/nicotinic acid mononucleotide adenylyltransferase 1-like
Exons: 9
Coding region: 90-755 (221 amino acids)
Biological process (GO): NAD+ biosynthetic process
Molecular function (GO): nicotinamide-nucleotide adenylyltransferase activity; nicotinate-nucleotide adenylyltransferase activity
Source: RefSeq, a predicted model, not a curated record
ACAAUUUCAAAGGAAGUGGAGGUUUUAUCUGGUGAUCGCAGUAGUACAUGACUGUGUAGUCGUUGUUUUCUACUAGCAGGUAGUUUGAAAUGGCAACUUCCUCUCGUGCAAAGGUCUGCCUCGUAGCAUGCGGCUCGUUUAAUCCUAUUACAAACAUGCACCUGCGUUUGUUUGAGUUGGCGAAGGACACUUUGCACCAGACUGGUCGCUUUGAGGUUGUGGGAGGCAUAGUAUCACCUGUGAAUGACGCCUAUGGGAAAAAGGGACUAAUAAGCGGUGAGCAUCGGCUGAAGAUGUGCAAGUUAGCAACUGCAUCAUCAGAUUGGAUAAGGGUUGUGGACUGGGAAGUUGAGCAGAAAGCCUGGACCCCCACAAGAAAGACAAUGGAGCAUUAUGAGAACACGUUGAACAGCCAGGCGGGUUCAACUGUGUCACUGAAGCUGCUGUGUGGUGGUGAUCUUCUAGAGUCGUUUGCCGUGCCGGACUUGUGGGCUGUAGAUGAUAUGGACAAGUUGACCGGUCAUUUUGGACUAGUCGUGGUCACGCGUGCUGGCUCGAAUCCUGAGAAAUUCAUCCAUGAAUCCGAUGCUCUGUACAAGAAUCGGUCUAAUAUCAUGAUUGCACGCGAGUGGAUUUCGAACGAGAUCAGCUCUACAGAAAUCCGCCGCGCUAUUCGACGCCAGAGCAGCGUCCGCUACCUCAUCCCGGACCCAGUUCUGGAGUACAUCAAAGCUAACGAUCUUUACCAAGUAUGAUGAGAUGGCACACGUCCUGUUCCGAAUGACUGGUGUGAUGUUCGUCACAAUUGCUACCGUAUUCAGUAUACCCCUAGAGACAACAACUCUAUUUUAGUAUUUUUUUUGGUGAAGAUUUCGCCAGAGACCCUUUCUGCACGGCUUCACAUUGCAAGGACCUUCCAUACUUGAGUAUGCUGCAAGUUAGCUUCCAUUUCUGAGGCAUUCCUGUAUAGCAUGGUUGCCCGUAUCAUCAUUAUUGUAUGUACAGAAAGAAACUGCAGGGCUGGUGAGUGCCCUAGCGAAAUUACCAUUGGCAUGACUGCAUAAAAAAAACAUGACAGCUAUUGAUACAACACACCCUAUGCACUCCUAUUUGAAUUAUUCAUUGUACUGUUUUAGUGCUAGCAUUGAACACACUUUCUACAUACUUGCAACAAUAUAGUGCUUUCGAAACUUCCAUUAUCGCUACUAGUACAGUACCAGAAUCAUGGCAUAUGAAUUUACAUGUGCUGCAAACCUAUGAUGAUGUGCUGUUGAUGUGCUGCUGGUGAGCGAGAUCACUGUGGCCAAGCAUCACAACUCUGAACAUAUGCUAUGAGAAGCAAUGUACAUGACUGCUUGUACUAGAAAUGGCCCGUAUUGUAUUGGCACAUCAUUACACAAUUCAUCACGAGUACAUGCAUUGCAUAGUGAACAAGACGGCAUCAAGAUUCUUCAGUUCUUUGCUGGCGUCGACUGGUCAGGACCUAAACUUGAUUAUAUACUUUCCGGUUGACCGCUUGGCCUUGA